Formica exsecta is the source of this 1948-nucleotide messenger RNA. Its product is annotated as dolichyldiphosphatase 1-like. Gene Ontology annotation, cellular component: endoplasmic reticulum membrane; intracellular membrane-bounded organelle. Gene Ontology annotation, biological process: lipid biosynthetic process; protein N-linked glycosylation. Gene Ontology annotation, molecular function: dolichyldiphosphatase activity. The record is from RefSeq and is a predicted model, not a curated record. The transcript is spliced from 5 exons. Lineage: Eukaryota; Metazoa; Arthropoda; Insecta; Hymenoptera; Formicidae. Bases 26 to 817 code for a protein of 263 amino acids.
CCCCCCCUCUCUCUCUUUCUCUCCUAUGCGCGUCCGUUCGCCAUGCGAGACAUGCCGCUUCAAGGAUUGCGAUAACAUGGCAUCGUUCGACGAGUCUGAUCAGAUCGCGCCGCGUUUAACAUAUGCCGCCGAUAAGCUCGAAUGGAUCCCGUUGUCUCUGACACUGGUGGAAUAUCCGCAAGGGGAUCUCUUCGGAAAGUUAUUAGCUGUGUUAAGUCUAGUGCCCUUUGCCAUUAUAGCUGGUUUUAUCACAUUAAUACUGUUUAGGAGAGAUUUACAUACUAUUGUAUUUUUUAGCGGAAUUAUUAUCAAUGAUUGUAUAAAUUUUGUAUUGAAACACACAAUCUGCGAAGCGAGGCCGAUGAAGAGAGAUGGCCUGUAUGCCGAAUAUGGUAUGCCAUCUACGCAUGCACAAUUUAUGUGGUUUUUUACUACAUACGCAACACUUUUUAUAUAUUUUAGGUUAAAUUACAACUGUACAAUAGUUGAGAGGUUUUGGCGGACAAUAGUAGCAGUAGGAUGCAUUAUCACAGCCAUAUUGAUAACUUACAGCAGAGUAUAUCUACUGUACCAUUCAAGUACCCAAGUAUUCUUUGGUGCAUUAAUUGGACUUUCAUUGGGAACAGCAUGGUUCAUAAUCGUCCAUAUGGUUUUAACGCCGUUCUUUCCUAUAGUGGUUUCGUGGCGAAUAUCGGAAUACCUGCUGUUGCGCGACACAACCUUAAUUCCUAAUGUCUUGUGGUUCGAAUACACGAGUAUUCGCACGGAAGCCCGAGCGCGGGCGCGAAAGCUAUCGGCAAUCGGCAGAUCGCACUGAUAAUGACUGCCCAGUGGGCUGAUAAUGGAUAAUAAAUGCUUUGAUAAAAAACAACUAAAAAGACAUUAAACAUUCCUUUGAUUGACAAAGUUUGAAAAGUAACUUGACAAUGUGUCUGGAAUAUCUGAAUCGAUUUUGUUAUCAGAAAAAAUGAUUGUCAUCAUUACCAUAUUUAGCAUUGUUAUUAUAUUAUGAUAAUUAUUAGUAUUAAUAUAAUAUUAAGAAUUUUUAUUGAAAGAAAUAGUCGCGCGAUCGAACGUGACGCAAGUUUACACGAUUCGCGACUGUUGCACAAGACAUUGCCGUAUAAAAAAGAAAUAAUAGUUGUUUAGUGUGCAUAGCUAUAUUAAAAGACAAUUAUGCAAAUGUUACCAAGGUUACUUGGUUCAAAGUUGAUCAAAUGCUAAUUUAUACAUUCCAAUUUUAAGCAUGAGUAUUCUGAACGAGUUAUAUUUUCUUUAUGUUUUGCUAUCGAAUAUUGUUCAACAGUACAUUUUGUACAGAUUCCUAAAGGGAUAUGUAUCCCGCACCUAGUUCUUCUUUUUAUGUGUUCCAGAUACUUAAUUAAGUUAAGAUCGAAAUAUUAACGAAGAAUUUCACGCGUCUAUAGUUAAUUCAGUUAAAUCAAGAUUAGAAAUUGAAAAUAAGCAACGAUUAGUCAACAGUGAGUAGCUGCAAAGAAAAGAAAUUUCUCGACAAUAUGUCUAGUUUACUUGGCGACUACAACAGAGAAUUAUUUAUCGCAAAGCUUUAUUGGCAGAUUUUAAACUUUUCUAGUAAUGUUUUGUGGAAACUUCUUCCAGAGUGUUCACCAAAGUCUCAUCUCCAAAUGUUCAUAUUCAGUAUAUGUUAAUAUACACUGUACGAGAUAUUUAUUUUCCAAAAAACAGUGAGAUUAAGACUAAUAUGAUAAUGCAUUUAAUUACAAGCAACCGUGGAAUGCAACAAAGAACGUUAUGAAAAGUACUGAAUAUAUAAAUGAAAUUAUUGAUAAAAAUCAAUAAAAUUGUAAUACAUACAAUGUAUCUCACACAUUGUAUGUAUCCUAAGUGUGUUGGUGCAAAUUCUUCCUUAUUUAUCGUUGAUUUAUUAUCAUGUUACUGCCUGAAGAUUAAAUAUUAUACCAAUCUA